This is a messenger RNA of Melospiza melodia melodia, 4925 nucleotides long. It is a transcript of the gene RNF150, whose product is annotated as ring finger protein 150. The coding region runs from base 11 to 1309 and encodes 432 amino acids. The record is from RefSeq and is a predicted model, not a curated record. NCBI's taxonomy places the organism in Eukaryota, Metazoa, Chordata, Aves, Passeriformes, Passerellidae. The transcript is spliced from 7 exons.
GGGCCGGCAGAUGAGGAUGGCAAUGUCUGUGAUCCAAGCGUGCCGCAGCCUGGCGCUCUCAACAUGGCUGCUGUCCUUUUGUUUCGUGCAUCUGCUGUGCCUGGACUUCACCGUGGCCGAGAAGGAGGAGUGGUACACGGCCUUCGUCAACAUCACCUACGCCGACCCGGCGGGCGGCGGCGCCGAGCUCCGCAGCGAGAAGAGCGAGUGCGGGCGCUACGGCGAGCAGUCGCCCAAGCAGGACGCCCGCGGGCAGGUGGCCCUGUCCGCCUCGCCCGCCGACCGCUACGCCUGCGACCCCGGCACCCGCUUCAACGCCCCGGCGCCGGGCAAGAGCUGGGUGGCCCUGAUCCCGCGGGGAAACUGCACCUACAAGGACAAGAUCCGCCACGCCGCCGCCCAGAACGCCUCCGCCGUCGUCAUCUAUAACGUGGGCUCCAGCAACGCCAACGAGACCAUCACCAUGCCGCACGCAGGCCUAGAAGACGUGGUAGCAAUAAUGAUUCCCGAGCCCAAAGGCAAGGAGAUAGUGAGCCUGCUGGAGAGGAACAUCACGGUGAUGAUGUACAUCACCAUCGGGACGCGCAACCUGCAGAAGUACGUCAGCCGCACCUCGGUGGUGUUCGUCUCCAUCUCCUUCAUCGUGCUGAUGAUCAUCUCCCUGGCAUGGCUGGUCUUCUACUACAUCCAGAGGUUCCGCUACGCCAACGCCAGAGACAGAAAUCAGCGGCGCCUUGGAGAUGCUGCGAAGAAAGCAAUCAGCAAGCUGCAAGUCAGGACUAUCAGGAAAGGUGACAAGGAAACUGAGCCAGACUUUGAUAACUGUGCUGUUUGUAUCGAAGGCUACAAGCCCAAUGAUGUUGUCAGGAUAUUGCCUUGCAGGCAUCUGUUCCACAAGUCCUGUGUGGACCCCUGGCUGCUGGACCAUCGCACCUGCCCGAUGUGCAAAAUGAAUAUUCUAAAAGCUCUGGGGAUUCCGCCCAAUGCAGACUGCAUGGAUGACAUACCGCCAGACCUGGAGGCGUCCAUCGGGGGCCCUCCGACGAACCAGAUCACGGGGGCCAGCGACACCACGGUGAACGAGAGCUCCGUGGCCCUGGACCCCCCUGCCCGGAGCGUGGGAGCGCUGCAGGUCAUCCAGGACGGGCCCUCCUUCCCCCAGCCCGCCGAGGGCACCUUCCCUGCCACCAAUGAGCAGGAGCCAGCAGUCAGCAGUGAUUCGGAUAUCUCAUUGAUCAUGGCCAUGGAGGUUGGACUCUCCGACGUGGAGCUUUCCACGGAUCAGGACUGUGAGGAGGUGAAAUCCUGAAAACAGAGGUCCAGCACCAAACCACAGGGCAGGGCCACAGGUAGGGACCCAGCCAGCUCUCUGGGGUUUGGAGGAGUCAUGCCAAUGCCUCCAGAGCACUGUCAUCCUGCACACUCCAUGCUGAGAUGGUGAAAAGCAAUAGCAGCUGCUGUGUCUGCCUGGAUGCGGUUCCAUCGCCUGCACACCUGUCUGGCUCACCUGGGACAUGGACACGUCCAGAUUGUGCUUGAGAGCACUCAUGGGGCUCUCCAGGGGCUCCUCAACGUGCAACUGAAAUGACAGCUUGAGUGUUUUUUACACUUGUUCAAUCCAGUUUCUGUUAUGUUUUUGAAAAGGCAUAUGUUUAUUUUGUUUGUUUGUUUAUGGUUUGUUAUGGACAAUGUUUCUAUUGACUGACCCCAGCUUUUUCAAGAGUUCAGUCCAGACACCCGAAUUCCCGUUCAUUGGUCACGUCAUGAUCUGAGCAGGAUUCAUCCCUGCCUUGUUGUUUCUGCAUUAAUAACAUGUGGCUGGCUCCAGAAGGAUCAUGCACCAGCACCCUGCAUUAAGUAACACCUGCCUUCAUUAGGUGGCAGGCUUGGAAAUGGUACCUUCUGAAGGCUUUCAUUUGUAAUUUGCUUGUAUUUCUGAAUUAGCAGAAAUCUGGGUUAAAAUGGCAGUAGUUUGUGUCUUAAAGUUCUGUUCUAGACAGGUAUUGUACAGUGUGAAGGAGAGAAAGAGCUUGAAGCAUCACUCCAUCCAUGUGCUCCUGUCCUGUAUUUUAUGCUAUUCACAGGUGUCAGUACAUUUGUGUCCUUCCUCCAAGUGACAAUUCCAUAGCUGGAAAAAAAGAUCUAGUAUAACAUCACUUCUUAAUUUUACAGACCAAAACCAGAUCAGUGGGCUGAGGGAGAAUCUGAGAGGUUUCCAGAGGCUGCUUAUUAACAGUUCUGCAUUGAGCAGGUGACAGUAUUCUUACAAAGGGUCUGGAGAUGGUGCUGUCAGUGUCAGAAAUUGCCAAGGGAGCAAGAGGCAGCCAUUUGAAAUGUUUAAUUCCUGGUUUGCUUUGGGUCUUUUCACUCAGCAUGUUUCAUUUCUUACAUUUUGACAGCAGUUUUUGUCUGCUUGUUAUCUAACAAGAGUUCAGGUGGUUUGUUGCCCUCCAGAGUCCCUGUCAUUGUUUUCAGAAGAAUAUUUGCAAUUUGUAAACAGGUACAUACACCAAAAUAUACUGGGGAGGGAAUUUGAAAAUAAAAGAGCUAAUACAAAUCAAAACACCUAAAGAAUAAUGACCUGACCUAAUAAUUUAUUUCAUCCUGAGCUCUGCUUUCCAGGUAAGAGCUCACUGUUAAUUAUGCAGUGUGUGAUUUGGUUUUUCAGUGUAAAUACUCAGCUGUGAAGAAGCUUACUGUUACACAAGAAUUCACAGUUUCUGCUGAGAGUCAGAUGAUUUGAAUCACAUUUCUGCCUCCUGAGUCAGUCCACAGAAUCAACAAUUCAUCUCACAUUGAAAUUUCAUGCAGAGGUCAAACAUUUUGACUUGGCAGUGUCAUGAUGGCAUCUCAAAAUGCAACUGCUGGGGCUCACUGCAUUUAAUCUCCUCGUGGAUUUACUUGUUAAAUGUGAAAACCAGCUUCCAGUCAAAAUUUGCGUUUGUCAGAUUUUAUUCAAGAACACAUGUGUUUAUCCCUAAAACUUUGGCUGACUUGCUUCUUCAGUACAGAAAGAAGGAAACAAUAUUCCCCAUGCUUUUCUGUCCAUUUAGAACUAAUUGAACAUUUAGUUUAAUUCUGUUUUAUGUUCUUAGUCCCUAAAUUUCAGGGUAAUCUUGAGGUGAAGCUGAGUUACACAUCACUGAAGCCUGAACUUAGGAAAGCACUUAAGUAAAUGUUUUAUUCCAUCCUUCUUAAAAAAAAAAAAAAAAAAAAAAACCAAAAAAAAAAAAAACCCACCCAAAAAAACCCAAAACCCACAAUUAAUUUUGGACUUGCACUAAAAUUUAAUUACUCUCAACAGGUCUUCUAUAAGCAUACAUAAGCCCCUGUGUCAGUUGUCAUUUUUAGGCCUUUUAUUUAAGGGAGAUUGAGGCACAAAGGAAAAAGGCUUUAUAGAUGCAGUUUUGAAAGAGAAAUUAUUGAAAUCACAUAUGGUAAGCGGUCCCUUGGAUUUCACUGAUGACCUCUGGAUCAAAUCCCAAGGAAGUCAUUGCAAGAAGGGCAUUGAUGUUGGGGUGCAUCCAUUUCACAGGAUUAAUCUUGUCUUUCUCCAACAUUUUAAUUGUGGAUUGGUGGAAGUUACUUCUGUCUGUAGUGAAUGGAAAAAGAAAUGAGAGGAAAAAAAAAAAGGAGUAAUAGUGUUUUCCCUUUCUUGUGUUUUUCUUGAUUCUUGGUUCUGAGUAGCAUUAAACACAAUAGCCAGAUCAAGAUGCUUGUUUGCUCUGAAUGUAUACAGUUAUUUCAGAUGUCAAAUAUCCAAAUGUUUUGUAUAUGUAUGUAAUGCCAUCCACAACACUUGUUUCAUGUUAGAAACCUGAAAUGACUGUACCAUUUUAUAAUUAGACAUGUAAAGAGGGGACAGUGGGUGGGAGGGUCUGUUAUUUUUAUACCAAGAUGUUCCUUGUAUUUAGUGAACAUUUCAAACAGUUUUGUACUUGUCAAAAUAUAUACAUUCCAUCCAUUUCCAGAAGAGAAUUAUUUCUAUUUAGAGUAGUUUAUAAGCAAACCAAAAAAAAAAAAAAAAAGACAAAAGGUAGCAUCCCACUUAUCAGCAGUAUCCUGGUUUUCAGUGAUGGCUACAGAGCUUUUUCCAGCCGUGUCUCUUCUCACAUGCAGCACAGCCAUACCAGCAAAUGCCAGUGUUGUAAAGGGAAUUAAAAUCCCAAAUGAAAUAAGUACCACAUGAAAUAAAUACAACAUGGACCACAUUUUGUUAAGCUGUAAGUGCACAGCUUAACAAAAUGACUUCAUUAAGUUCAGAGACAAUGGCCCGUCCCAGAGAAAUUCUCCAAAGCACUCAUUCCUGCAUCUCUACUUUGAGAAACACCCACCAAAAGGCCAUGGCACAAUCAUCCUGAGGCAUUUGCAUGGGCCAUCCUCUUUCUUGUAUUUGGCUUUUUCAUCCCUUUCCCUGCUACCUGUGACGUGCUGCCAAAGCUGGGCAGUAGCAGUUUGUGAAGAUUUUUUUUUUUUUUUUUGCCUUUUUUCCCUUCUGUACAGUCUUGCAAAUAAACUUUUAACUCUUUGCUGACAUUUUAUAAGGUAUACAUCUUCCUCUCCAAUGCACUUUAUCUCUCUUGAAAAAUGUGGGAGUCGGAGAACUACCAUCUUAAAGGGAUUUGCCUGACAUCAUGAGACACAUACUUUUUAUUAUUUUGUGUCCUUUUUGCUUUGUUAAAUACUGUAAAUGCUAAAGAGCAUAGACAGUGACUCAGCUGGGGGAAAUACCGAAAUGUUGAGGCUAAUACUUGGAAGCAUUAAUCAGUAGUCCAACAUGGCUAUUUUUGCUAUAUAGAGGAUUAUAAUGUAAAUAUGUGAGACUGUGUUAUUAUGUACUAGUAAAAUAUUGCAACUCUCAAAGUUGAGAUGGUGAAUUCCAAUGAAUUUUAUUGCAGGUUUUUUUAAUAAAACAAAUCUGAUGA